AUGGACUUAUCAUUAAGCACCAUGCCUUGUAUGCUUGAGAAGCUCAUAGAAGAUAUUCAUUUGAAUAGUGAUGAUAAAAUCACAUGCAUAGUUGCUGAUAUGCAUAUGGCAUGGGCAUUAGAAGUUGGGAAUAAGCUAGGAAUCAAAGGAGUUCUCUUCUGCACUGCAGCAGCAACUUUGUUUCCCUUGCAAUACAACAUCCCCAAGCUUAUUCAAGAUGGCAUCAUAGAUUCUGAUGGAUUCCCAGUAACAAAAAGGAAAUUUCAGAUAUCACCAAGUAUGCCUGCUAUGGACACAGGACUCAUUUGGUGGUCAAAUCUUCAUGACUCAAAAACUGAGAAGAAAAUAUUUGAUUAUUUGGUGCACUGCACACAAACUUUUAAUAUGACAGAGUGGUGGCUUUGUAACACCACAUAUGAACUUGAACCUGGAGCAUUGUCCUUUAAUCCAAAGCUUUUACCAGUUGGCCCCUUGUUGAGAAGUUAUGACAAUACAUGUGUAACUUCAAGAUCAUUGGGACAGUUCUGGGAAAAAGAUCUCUCCUGCAUGAGUUGGCUUGAUCAACAACCUCAUUGUUCUGUCACCUAUGUUGCAUUUGGUAGUUUCACUCUUUUUGACCAAAACCAAUUCAAAGAACUAGCACUUGGACUAGACCUUACAAAUAGACCAUUUCUUUGGGUUGUGCGUCAAGAUUCCAAUAGCACCAAUAACAUGACAUACCCCAAUGAAUUCAUAGGUAGUAAAGGGAAGAUAGUUUCAUGGGCUCCACAACAAAAGGUGCUAAGACACCCUGCCAUAGCUUGUUUUGUUAGCCAUUGUGGUUGGAAUUCAACCAUGGAAGGUUUGUCUAAUGGGGUGCCCUUCUUGUGCUGGCCUUAUUUUGCUGACCAAUUUCAUAACAAAAAAUACAUUUGUGAUGAGUUGAAAGUUGGGUUGGGAAUGGAAUAUGAUGAAAAUGGACAUGUGUCAAGGUGGGAGAUUAAGAAGAAAUUGGACCAAUUGUUUAGUGAUGAACAAAUAAGAGAAAGGUCUCUACAACUGAAGGAGAUGGCCAUGAACAACGUGACAGAAGGUGGUGGAUCUUCAGAGAAUAUUAAUAGAUUCGUUAAGUGGCUGAAAUCUUGAAAGUAUAGGUAUUGUCUUUGGUCAUAACCAUGGGAUGUUGUUGUUCUUGAAGAUGAAAGUGUUUCUCUUUAAUAAUGGUU
Gastrolobium bilobum is the source of this 1205-nucleotide messenger RNA. RefSeq names its product UDP-glycosyltransferase 83A1-like. Lineage: Eukaryota; Viridiplantae; Streptophyta; Magnoliopsida; Fabales; Fabaceae. The record is from RefSeq and is a predicted model, not a curated record. The coding region runs from base 1 to 1125 and encodes 374 amino acids. Gene Ontology annotation, molecular function: UDP-glycosyltransferase activity. The transcript has 2 exons.